CGUUGAUUUGUUUCAGAAAUUCACAUUUUCGAGUUUUACACCAAAGCCUCUUUAGUCUUCACUUUCUCUCGAUCCAAACACGAUGAUGAUAACCCUAGUUUUUAAUGAAACUGGGCCGACCAAUUGUGUUGUAUACUUGGAUCAUGCUGGUUCUACUUUGUAUUCUGAGUUGCACAUGGAAAAUAUUUUCAAGGGCAAUGUUUUUGGAAAUCCACAUAGUCAAAGUGAUAUCAGUUCGGCAACCAGUGACCUUAUAGCGGAUGCUCGGCAUCAGGUGCUUGAAUACUUCAAUGCAUCUCCUGAAGAUUACAGUUGCAUAUUCACCUCCGGAGCCACAGCAGCGCUGAAGCUUGUCGGAGAGACAUUUCCUUGGACCCAAGACCGUAAUUUUUUGUAUACCAUGGAGAAUCACAACAGUGUGCUUGGUAUUAGGGAAUAUGCAUUAGCUCAAGGUGCUUCAGCAUGUGCAGUGGAUACUGAAGAGGUAGCUAACCAACCAGGCCAGCUCACAAAUUCAGGACCAUCUAUCAAGGUAAAGCAUCGUGCUGUGCAGAUGAGAAACACUUGUAAAAUCCAAAAGGAAGAGUCAAGAGGAAAUGCCUAUAAUCUAUUUGCUUUCCCCUCUUCUGGCCUGAGGUUUAAUCUAGAUCUGGUGAAGUUGAUUAAAGAAAAUCCUGAAACCAUGCUACAAGGCUCUCCCUUUAGCAAGAGCAAGCGGUGGAUGGUCUUGAUUGAUGCUGCAAAGGGUUGUGCUACACUACCACCUGAUUUAUUGAAGUAUCCUGCAGAUUUUGUUGUUGUGUCAUUCUACAAGUUAUUUGGUUAUCCUACUGGGCUUGGCGCUCUCCUUGUACGGAAUGAUGCAGCCAAAUUGCUCAAAAAGACUUAUUUUAGUGGAGGCACUGUUGCUGCUUCAAUUGCUGACAUCGACUUUGUAAAAAGAAGGGAAAGGGUGGAGGAGUUUUUUGAGGAUAGUUCUGCUUCAUUCCUGAGCAUAGCAGCCAUCCGUCAUGGCUUCAAAUUACUCAAGUCGCUUACACCUUCUGCAAUUUGGAUGCUCAUUUUCAACUCUUUUGUUGCGACUAUCUAAUUUAAACUGUAUGCUUUUAUUCACAGAAAUUUAUUGAUUUCAUUAUAAGUUCAUUUGUUUCACCUCCAAAGAAGAUUGGGAAUGGAACUGUCGUCAGUGGAAGGUUUUCUCAACUUCCUAGUGAAGAACUUGAAAGUAAAGAAUCUUUUCAAAG
Arabidopsis arenosa is the source of this 1244-nucleotide messenger RNA. The record is from the annotation of a GenBank genome assembly. NCBI's taxonomy places the organism in Eukaryota, Viridiplantae, Streptophyta, Magnoliopsida, Brassicales, Brassicaceae.